Messenger RNA from Physcomitrium patens, 2293 nucleotides. RefSeq lists its product as uncharacterized. Lineage: Eukaryota; Viridiplantae; Streptophyta; Bryopsida; Funariales; Funariaceae. The record is from RefSeq and is a predicted model, not a curated record. Gene Ontology annotation, molecular function: protein binding.
GCAUUGCGUGAUCAGCACUCUCCCGUGUUUCCCAGCCCGUAGGGCGACAGGCAGCCCGCGAUCUUUGUGAGAGUAUCCAGGUCAGCAGAAGCUGAGGGUUGGAGGCGUGGACACUGGUUGUGUCGGUGUCCACCCCACCAUAAUGCGGCCUACGAAUUCCUGUGCUGGAGUUCCUCAUGCUAUGUUGCAUUCAGGAUGGAUUCAAACAUCUGGAGCAACUUGUCGCUGAAUGUGUUGGAGUUGAUAUUUGCUCGCUUGCCUCUACAAUCUCUGGUUCGGCUUCGGCUUCUGUCAAAGCAGUGGUAUUCGCACUUGAGCUCGCCUGCCUUUCAGCAUGCAUUCAGCGACGGACAACCUAAAGAUUUGGCAGUUGUGGAUUUUAAAAGAGCUUGGGCUUAUGAUGCUAAAGUUAGGAGAUGGCACGCCAUUCCUUUGCACUACUUGCCCUUCCAUUCUGUAAUGGCAGCGGAUGGAGGCUUGCUUUGCUGUGUAAAAUUUACCAAACUUGAACAAUGUCUUCAGUUCGUUGUGUGUAAUCCUCUCACUAGUGCGUGGAGGGUGCUCCCAUCAGUUGUUGGGGUGCGGAUGUGUCCUGUAAUAUUUCAUAUGAAAGUGGAUACGCAGUCCAGGCAUUACACCAUCAAAUUUUUAGGUUUUAAUGAACAAGAGGCUUUCUAUAUUUAUAGUUCGGAGAUAAACAGUUGGGAGAAAAUCAGUUAUAGCAGACAAACCGAUGUAAUGGGACGCUACUUCUUGAUCGAUGUGAAUCAUGGUAUUAUUCACACCUGCGACAUACACCCAGGGACGUCAAGCGGGAUCCUGUUUCCGCCGGAUUUUCAGGACAGUGUUGCGCAACUGGAAAUAUCUUUUUUCUUACAAGCGGAAGAAGGCCAUGUCUUUCUGCUGAAAUCGUAUAGCAGCAAGGACCAAGGAGACAGGGUUUGGAGUCAGGAUGUGGGGAUGAAAUGGGAGGAAUUUUGUUGCAUUCCCAAGGCAGACGAGUUGGAGGAAUACAUCUUCUGCGUGUAUCUCUGGAGGGAUGUCAUUCUCCUGCUUGGGAAAAAGAGAGAACUCUUUUAUAAUGAACCUUUUGAGUUGGAUUCAGAGGAGCAUAAACUAGUAGACUCUGGGAACGCUGAAGGCUUUGUUGCAGAUCAGGUGAACGACAAGCUGAUGCUGAUGUUGGACUUGCGCACCAAAAUAUGGACUGACGUGACCGAUCACAGUAUAGAACCCGGACUCUUGUCCAGAUUCAUCAUUGAGUUACGACUUGAUGCAAUUCCUUGAACAGCUGGAUACGCGUGGCCAACAGCUGUUUUAGGAUUGGAGUAGUUAGUGGCGCAUUUGUAAGAGAUCGUGUGCCCAAUUCUUCUUUGAAAGAGUCGAUUACCCCAACUGACUUGCUUCGAAAAGAGCUCCUAUUAGUGAUUAAUGUGUUUGCAACGGAUGCUCUUGUACCAGUUCGGCUCAUGUUUUUACUUACAUUUGCUAACCAUGGAUAUGGUAUUGCAAAAUCAGCUCGAACAUAUUUCAACAGUUAGUUUGUAAUGCUGCUGUGGAUAUCAGUGUCGACAUCUGCAAUGCAUUGCCGGAAUGAGUAGCCAACUGCAGAAGAGCCGGUCCUAGCUUAGGUUUAUGCACGAAGAGGAAGAUUUGACUUGGUUAGGAACGACACUAUUGAACUUGUCAUGAACAGUUUCAGAAGAGCUGGUCCUAGCCGCACUUCAUGACACUAUUGUUUUUGCAUUUGACCAGGUCUAAUCAAUUGCUGCUUGACGCUUUUCAAAGCCAGUAAACCCAAAGAAGAUGUUUCCGAGAUCGUCGAUACCGUUUAUGAAUGUACAAGUAUAGAAGCGAGCCAUAUGGACAGAGGCUCAUCUGUUGUGUGCUUUGACUUGUUCAAGGUGCCUUGUAUUAUAAUGGCCUGCAUCAUCAGUUUCAACAGGAUUUUCUCAGAUGGACUUUCAGUUUUGGGUCAACUUAGCUAGCAUCUAGCAUACUCUACUAGGCACAUUCAUCAGAUAGAUUCUUGCUACCCAGUACCAUUUAGCAAGUUAAAGGGCGCUGUUGUGAAGAAGGGCGUACCCUAACGAAGACUAAAGCUAGUUGGUUAGUUCGUUUACAAUCGGCACGUUGAAUGAUAUUUGGGAAAAUUGCGAAGGUAAAGAGCACGCAUGUGACAUGGGGCGUUGGUGUGUGUUCAUACUUGGUUGAGAAAAAGUCAAAAAGUUGAGAGAGCUAGUUGCUGAAUAAUGUAACGCGAAUCGGAUGAUGAGUAACAGAGAUUGAUGUA